Kalmanozyma brasiliensis GHG001 is the source of this 1179-nucleotide messenger RNA. RefSeq names its product Beta-lactamase-like protein. The record is from RefSeq and is a predicted model, not a curated record. Lineage: Eukaryota; Fungi; Basidiomycota; Ustilaginomycetes; Ustilaginales. Bases 1 to 1179 code for a protein of 392 amino acids. The transcript has a single exon.
AUGGCGACAAGCGGAUCAUUAGACGAGCAGGGAGAUUGGCCGGUCCCUUCAUCAACGUGGAUCGACAAGGUGCUCUUCCUCGGCACAGGCACCAGCGGUCAGGUACCGGCGAUUCACUGCGUCACCAAACCCGACUUUGGCGACUGCGCGGCUUGCAAGGACGCUACCCUCAAUCCGACCGGCAAGAAUCGUAGAGGCUGUACUGCUGCAGCUAUCGUAGGACGCGAUGCCGCCGACAAGCAGGACAGCACCAUCUUGAUCGACUGUGGCAAGACUUUCUACUCGAACGCCGUCGUCCACUUCCCGCGCAACGGCAUCCGCUCCAUUAGAGCUGUGCUGCUCACACAUGCCCACGCUGAUGCGAUCCUCGGCCUGGACGAUCUAAGAGCAUGGACUAUGGGCGGAGUCAUCCAGCGACAUGUAGACAUCUACCUCACCCAAGAAUGCAUGACCGUCGUAGAGGGCAUGUUUCCGUACCUCGUCGACCGAUCCAAAUCGACAGGUGGCGGUGAUGUGCCCACGCUUCGAUGGCAUAUCAUCCACCAGGACGCGCCUUUCACCAUCCCAGCUUCCGAGGGCCGCAAGGAGGUCCGCGUACAGCCACUUCCUGUACUUCACGGCUACGUUGGCCGAUCAUCGCCAUUCUGGUGCCUCGGCUUCCGCAUCGACACCUUCAGCUACAUCAGCGACUGCCAUGAGAUCCCCUCCGCCACUCUCGAGCACAUGCGGGGCAGUCAAGCCAUCGUCAUGGACGCCCUCAAGAUGGACCGGCAUCUCUCUCACUUUUCUUUCGCGCAGGCGCUUUCCUUCUUCGCAUCCUUCUCGCCACCACCCGCGCUCGGUCUUCUCACCGACUUUACACAUCGCAUAGAGCACUGCGACACGCAAGAGCUUGUUGACGACUGGAGAUAUGGCAUGAUGGCUGCGCAGCUGGAAGGCAAGGCGAGGCAGACCAAGGACGUCGGUGAAGGUGGCGAGAAUAAGUGGUGGGCCGACAUCUGGGACGAGCAGAGCAACGAACGGAACAUGACAAUACGUCUCAAGCAUGCCACGGACUCUUCAAUGAGGAAAAGGACGCAAGUGGGGUGCAGCACUAUGUGCCGCCCAUCAAGCUCAGCUGGGAUGGUCUUGUUGUUCGUUUCAAUCCUAGGCGGCAGUAGAGCUGUGCAACAGGCAUAG